AGAGCGGCGCGCUGCUGCCGCCGACCAACCAGAGCAGCUUCCAGCAGAGCGGGACAGAGAGGCGCACUUUUUGAACGCGCCUUCCUCCAAUGAGCAGCGCACCUUCAGCCGGGAGCCGACUCCUCUGGGCGGCGCUGAGCUCCAGGAGGAGCCGCUGACCAACCAGGACCCGGAGCUCUGCGCCAGCGUCACCGCUUGACGCCCAGAGCCGCAGUUUAAGAGGAGCGGAGCCUCGUGUGGCUGUGACAUUUUCUCCUGAUCAGAGAAGCAGCGCCAUGGCCAGAACCAAGCAGACCGCCCGUAAAUCCACCGGAGGCAAAGCCCCCAGGAAGCAGCUGGCCACCAAGGCGGCCAGGAAGAGCGCCCCGGCCACCGGCGGCGUGAAGAAGCCUCACCGCUACAGGCCCGGUACCGUGGCUCUCAGAGAGAUCCGCCGCUACCAGAAGUCCACGGAGCUGCUGAUCCGCAAGCUGCCCUUCCAGCGGCUGGUCCGGGAGAUCGCUCAGGACUUCAAGACCGACCUGCGCUUCCAGAGCUCUGCCGUCAUGGCUCUGCAGGAGGCCAGCGAGGCUUACCUGGUGGGUCUGUUCGAGGACACCAACCUGUGCGCCAUCCACGCCAAGAGGGUCACCAUCAUGCCCAAAGACAUCCAGCUGGCCCGCCGCAUCCGCGGAGAGAGAGCUUAGACUGCUGCUCCUCCAGCCCACACACAACAACAACAACAACAAAGGCUCUUUUAAGAGCCAACAAAGCCUCCACUACAGAGC
Messenger RNA from Fundulus heteroclitus (mummichog), 767 nucleotides. RefSeq names its product histone H3. Gene Ontology annotation, molecular function: protein heterodimerization activity; structural constituent of chromatin; DNA binding. The transcript has a single exon. Gene Ontology annotation, cellular component: nucleosome. The record is from RefSeq and is a predicted model, not a curated record. The coding region runs from base 276 to 686 and encodes 136 amino acids. Lineage: Eukaryota; Metazoa; Chordata; Actinopteri; Cyprinodontiformes; Fundulidae.